CUGUGCCUCGUUCCAUUUCUCGAACCUGACGGAAAUCUCCCACCCUCUAUCCUUCUCUGUCAAGCAACGUGUUUGCAGCGACAGGAGUGACUCACUGAGCGACCUCAAGGGUCUAAGAGAGAUGGGUCGAAAACAAGGUGGAUUGUAUAUCAAUCCAAAGAAGUUUGGAACUCUUAGGAAACCUUGUAUGAAGGAGAUGGUAUCAUUCCUCAAUUGCUUGGCGCUGAACCAGAACAAUGAUGGUAAAUGUGUUCGGCAGAAGGAACUUCUGAGUGUAUGCAUGGAUGCUCAGAGUGGGAAAAGCAGGAAGCCUUGGGGAAGCAUCAAUUAUCACCUUCAGAGGCUUAGCAGAGGAAGGAAAUAGUUUGUAUUCUGUCCCAAGUCAUACUCGUUAGUGUUUAGAUCAUCAAUUUGACUUUGAGUAAAGGUUUUUAUGGUUGUAAGCAUCAUCCUUGUUUUGAAGAAAAGGUUAUGGAAUAGUUGGUUGAAACUAACUACAUUUUUUCUUGCUUUAAUGAGCAACAUGGUGAGCUGUGAAUUCCUCAGAUUGUCCCUCUUUUGACCAUUUAAUUUUCCUUUUGUUGAGAUUGUCAAACUGGAGUUAAAUAUUCAAGCCCUAGUAAUAGUUGGGGCCAAACACUCCAUCAACUGCUAAAAAUUGCUUGAUUUCACCUGAGCUGGUUAUAA
Messenger RNA from Telopea speciosissima, 687 nucleotides. RefSeq lists its product as uncharacterized. Bases 122 to 364 code for a protein of 80 amino acids. The record is from RefSeq and is a predicted model, not a curated record. NCBI's taxonomy places the organism in Eukaryota, Viridiplantae, Streptophyta, Magnoliopsida, Proteales, Proteaceae. The transcript has 5 exons. Gene Ontology annotation, biological process: mitochondrial translation. Gene Ontology annotation, molecular function: structural constituent of ribosome.